This is a messenger RNA of Tripterygium wilfordii, 1373 nucleotides long. RefSeq lists its product as uncharacterized. Bases 905 to 1309 code for a protein of 134 amino acids. The transcript has 2 exons. NCBI's taxonomy places the organism in Eukaryota, Viridiplantae, Streptophyta, Magnoliopsida, Celastrales, Celastraceae. Gene Ontology annotation, biological process: stomatal complex development; guard cell differentiation. The record is from RefSeq and is a predicted model, not a curated record.
UUGCUUUUCAGGUUUGCCUUCAUAGCCUCACCCUUCUACACAUAAGUCUCCAUUCACAGGCUUACAUGGUCUUUCACAAAACAAGAAGAUCAUGUGGAGGAAAACAAGUAGAUUGAUAUAAUUGUUGUGCAGUGGGAUUCACUACAUAUAUUAAAUGUGGGUAUCUAGAGAUACCAGAACUCUUAAUUGCCUUUUGGUUUGUUGUUCCAGUUGGAUGGCUCAGAUUGCAUCAAGAUACCAACUAACCUGUAAAAGGUUGACUCUGGUACUACCUUAUUUAAAUUAUUUAACUAACUCAUUUAAGUAUUCUUUUGCACUGCUGUAUAUGUCAGACAUUGAAAUAGGUCACUGCCACUGGAUUUUUGUUUUCUUCUUACCUUUUAUGGGAAUGGAAAGGAAGGGAAUGGCUCUGCAGUCUAGGCAGCUAAGAUUUCUGUUGUAUUAUCAGUAAUUUAUAGAAAAGAGAGAAGUAAUUCUAGGCUUAUUGGUCCAGCUCAUAGAGUUGAUAAGAUAGAAAUGCUAGCUUUGUGUUGAAAGGAAAGAAAAUCAAGAAAACAAAAGAGAGGAGGAAGGUUUUCAAGUGAGUUGUCAAGUACAGGAAAAACUCUCUACUGUAUUGACAAAAAGGUCAGAAAUCACUAGCUUGUGAACCAAGAUCUCACUCUAUCAGUAGAGGCUGAAGGAAAUCCAAGAGAUUUUGGUUGUUCUGUUCUGGCUUUUCUUUCUUCUCGGGAAAUGGGAAUUUGCAAAUGCUUGCUUUUCUCAGCUUGUUAUAUAUAUAUAUAUAUAUUGCAGCAAUCAUGACUCCAUAAAUUCUGUGAAUGAAUGAUUCAAAAUCUGUGUUCUUACCUCUCUCUCUCCUUUCCAUCAUAAUCACAACAUCAUCAUUUAAGGACUUGAAAUCAUGAUGAAGGAGAGAUACUUGUGUUUUGUGUUAGCAGCAUUGCAAGUCUUGAGUUGGGCUUCAAGCAGGAAUUUUGCUCCAAAUGAUGGUCUUUCUGUUCAUCAAUCAGUAAAUGCUUUGUCAGGCCGGAAAUCAGAGUCUUUACAAGGUGCCUUUGGCACACAAUUGCCCUCAAAAGAGGUCUCUCCCUUGACAAGCAUGGAAGGGGCAGAUGAAGAAGCAUAUGCUAAUGGGAAGAGAAAGAUAGGGUCAAGUCCACCAAGCUGUGAGCACAAGUGUUAUGGGUGCAUUCCCUGUGAGGCCAUUCAAGUGCCCUCCACCAGCAACCAUUUGGGGGUCCAGUAUACCAAUUACGAGCCCGAGGGCUGGAAAUGCAAGUGCGGCCCGACCUUUUACAGCCCAUGAACCCAUUUCAUUGUACAUCAACAGAGUUGCUCAUCCCAUUGUACAAAAGUGCACUUCUGGUUCA